This is a messenger RNA of Bacillus rossius redtenbacheri, 2384 nucleotides long. RefSeq lists its product as uncharacterized. The coding region runs from base 76 to 1329 and encodes 417 amino acids. The transcript is spliced from 3 exons. Lineage: Eukaryota; Metazoa; Arthropoda; Insecta; Phasmatodea; Bacillidae. The record is from RefSeq and is a predicted model, not a curated record.
CACAGCGCGCCGCGAGCGCGCGCCGCGCACCCGGCGAACCACCUGAGACUGACGAACACCGCAGUUCAGCCGGUCAUGUACGACGAGGAAGACGAAAUUCUUCUCGUUAGCAGUGCUGUGGUUGUAAUAGCUGCUUACCAUUGUAUGCAACGAAAACAUAAGCGUCGAUCUCGACGAUGGUGGUGCUCAAAUCUUUUUAAAGAUCGUGUAUCUAACCAGAUGUUAGGAGUCCUGAAAGCUCAGGAAAUAAGUGGCCAAUACAAAAAUUUCACACGAAUGAGCCCGACUACUUUUGAAGAUUUAUUGAUUAAAAUUGGACCAAAAAUCUGUAAGAAGGAAACACACUUGCGAGAACCGAUCACUAUUCAAGAUCGGUUAGCCGUGACAUUGCGGUUUCUAGCGACAGGAGACUCGUACUCAAGUCUGCAAUAUCUGUUCAGAAUUUCAAAGCAGGCUAUAGGAGGAAUAGUAACAGAAGUCUGCUCAGCGUUAAUUGAAGUGUUGAAAGAAAAUAUCAAGCUCCCCAAAAAUCCCGCGGAGUGGAUGGAAGUUGUGAAGGUGUUUGAAGAUCUUUGGAAUCUGCCUCAUUGUGUGGGAGCUAUCGACGGCAAGCAUGUCAUUAUACAGUCUCCAAUGAACUCUGGCAGCGAGUUUUACAACUACAAAUCACAAUUUAGUAUUGUAUUGUUUGCUUUGGUAGAUGGAAAUUACAACUUUUUAUUUGCUGAUGUGGGAUGCCAAGGAAGAAUUUCGGAUGGGGGAGUUUUUAACAACAGUAAACUGUAUGACAUGAUGACGAAGAGAACUUUGGGGUUGCCAUCUCCAACAGAACUUCCUGGACGACAGAUGAAAGUGCCGUAUUUUUUUGCAGCUGAUAAUGCUUUCGCCCUUGGAGAAAAUAUAUUGAAACCUUACUCUGGAGAUUUAGAGAAGGGUUCUUGUAAAAGAAUAUUUAAUUAUCGGCUAAGCAGAGCCCGUAGAGUGGUAGAGAAUGCCUUCGGAAUAGCAAGUUCAGUAUUCAGGGUUUUAAGAAAACCAAUCCUCCUGGAACCUGAGAAAGUUCAAUUAAUCGUUACUGCGAUUAUACAUCUGCACAAUCAUUUAAGACGGCAUUCAACAAACCUAUACACACCGCAAGAAUUAAUGGACUACGAGGAAGGUGGUGUCUUGACGGAAGGUUCCUGGAGAAAGGAUGAAAAUAUGACAUCCCUGGUUCCAUUAAGAAGUAUUCCUAGAAGAUCCUCUGCCCAUUUUCAAAAAAUAAGGGAUGAACUAGCAGACUACUGCGUUAAAGAAGGUGCGAUAUCGUGGCAGAAGUCAUAUGCUUGAAACUAACGUGUGUGCCUAAUUCGAGAGGUUUACAAUGGUGUUGGCAGACACAUAAGUGUAUUUGAUGGUAUUAUAUCCACUUUUUUACUAUCUUCCAUUUUAAGGCUAAAUAAUUUAAAACAUAAGGCCAAGAUACAUCUCUCGCCAUUUAAUCAUACUUAUAAAAACUAUCAACAUGUACUGUUAAAAUGUUGAGCUUACCGUGUUCAUUGUUGGCCGUGGCUUAUCUCUGCCUUCCAGAAAUUUUAACGACUCGUAGGUGAACCAUCGGCUGGUAUACACUUCGGAAGUACCUGCAAAAACAUGCGCCAGGAUUACAUAAUUUUUUGUUAAAAAUAUGUCAAUAAUUAUUUUAUAUUCAGGUGUGUCAAUUAAUUAAAAAGUAUUAAAAAUUAGGAUAUAAUUUGUCAUGUUAUAUAAACACAUUGAUUGUUCUAUGUUCAGCAGUUUCAUUCAAUUAAAGGUAGUGUAAACUAUUAAACAUAUACAAUAUGCAAUACAUUUAAUGUACAUUUAAUGUACUGAUAACAACAAUUUCUAUUAUAUAUAAGAGCUACGUAUUAACUACUAAAUGUGGUAUUCAACGACGGUACAGCAAAAUACUGUGAAACCUAAAAUUAACAUUAAUUUACUUGCAAUGAGAAGUAUAAUAAAAUCUUACCUUUACCAGUCCCUAUUGUGUUUUUUUCUUUUGACUUCUCCCUUCUGUACGACGACAGCAAACUAAUCAUUUUUUUCCUGCAUUCAUCUUCUAACUGCCCGACUGUAACAGCUAUGUCUCUCCACGCAUCCAUUUUUUUAGCUUUUUUGUAGUAGUCUCUAUUACUUGGGUCCCAAAGCACAGGAUGUGUUCUAUACACUUCAAUCAAGCCCAACAUAUCUUCUUCGCUCCACUCCAUGUUCGCUGCGUGUGCGCUGCGAGCUGCAAACACGUCCACACUGGCGCGCCGAAUCCCUUUGUGUUCGUCGAAAAAACCGACAGCUGGCGGUUCGCGGCGCGCGGUUCGUGGCGUGCGCGGCGCACGCUCGGCGCGUGUUCGAGGGCCCGUACACAC